Drosophila erecta is the source of this 3577-nucleotide messenger RNA. It is a transcript of the gene grn, whose product is annotated as GATA-binding factor C. Gene Ontology annotation, biological process: negative regulation of transcription by RNA polymerase II; cell fate commitment; positive regulation of transcription by RNA polymerase II. The transcript is spliced from 9 exons. The coding region runs from base 467 to 2596 and encodes 709 amino acids. Gene Ontology annotation, molecular function: DNA-binding transcription factor activity, RNA polymerase II-specific; zinc ion binding; RNA polymerase II cis-regulatory region sequence-specific DNA binding. NCBI's taxonomy places the organism in Eukaryota, Metazoa, Arthropoda, Insecta, Diptera, Drosophilidae. The record is from RefSeq and is a predicted model, not a curated record.
AGCGCCAGUCUUUCCUGUUUUGCGCUCGUGUUCGUUCAGUUCGAUUUCAACUGUUGACGUGUUUGCAAGCGUGUUAUCGGCGUGCGUCCGCUCGUUUCGUUCGUAUUUUGCUAUCGAUUCUCGUCUCGCCGCGACAACAACAAAGAAAGCUCGAAAAACGCGUCGGCAAAAAUUCACAGAAAGCGAUCAAAGUGUACCAAAAAUUAACAACAAAUCAAAUCAUUGAAAGAAAAACCCAGUAAAAACAAGCAGUGUGAUUAAAACAGUGUGCUUAAAAUAUAGAUAGAGAGCGAUUGAGUUGUUGAGUUGAGUGUUUCCUUUGUACAUGAAAAAUGCAUAGCCAUCACUAAACAACGAGCCAAAAACUAAAAGCGAAGAGCACCCGACCGCAGAGGGACAUAGAACCGCCCGCCCGAUUCCUUCCCCCCCUCGGUAGAACAGAAAAACAUUCAAGAUUAUACUCGAAAUGGAUAUGACCUCAACAGCGGAGGCUGCCGCUCGCAGCUGGUACGAUAGUCCGCGCUUAGGCGGCGGCGGCGGCUCGUCGGGCGGCGGCAAUGGGGGCGGCGUAUCGCCCCAAACGAACGGCCUUGGCAGCGCCGGGAGCAGCCUGGCCCACAGCCACCACAGCCUCUCCAGCGGCGCCAGCUCGGCGGGCAGCAGCGUGGGCGUGGGAGCCGCCCUCGGCGGCGGCGGCGGAUCCGGACUGGACACCAGCGACAUGAGCGCCUUCUACGCGCUGGAGAGCAACGGACACCACCGGCGCUACUAUCCCAGCUACCACCAGCACACAUCCCGCAUGCCCUCCACCCAUGCCUCGCCCCAAGUGUGCCGGCCGCACUUCCACACCCCGCUGAGUCCCUGGCUGACCAGCGAGCACAAGUCCUUCGCCCCCGCCAGCGCCUGGAGCAUGGGCCAGUUCGCCUGCCCCCAGGAGCCGCAGGUGGAGCACAAGCUGGGCCAGAUGGGCCAGAGCCACCAGACGACGGCCGCCGGCCAGCACUCGUUCCCCUUCCCGCCGACGCCGCCAAAGGACUCCACGCCCGACUCCGUGCAAACCGGUCCAUCCGAGUACCAGGCCGUGAUGAACGCGUUCAUGCACCAGCAGGCCACGGGCUCUACCUCACUAACGGACGCCAGCUGUGCGCUGGACAUCAAGCCGUCUAUCCAGAACGGCAGUGCGAGCGGAUCCUCCGGCAGCGGCACCACCCACACGUCGACGCCCAAGCAGCGCGAAGGUACAGCCAGCUCCACUAAUUCCAGCUCCAACUCUAGCAGCAGUCAGCAGCAGCAGCAGCAGCAGCAACAGCAGCAACAGCAGCAGCAACAGCAGCAGCAGCAGAGUAGCAGCAACACCACCGCCAGCAGCAACACAUCCGCCUCGUCCGCCGCCGCAGCAGCAUCCCUGUCCGCCGCCGUAGCCGCCUCCGCAGCCACAUCCUCGAACGGAUUGUUCGACGGAACGGCGCAGGCGUACAGCAGCGGGGGUGGUGGAGGCGGCGGCGGCGGCGGGGGCAGCGGCAGCGGUGGCUACGACACCAGCAGCUAUGCCUCCUAUCACCAUGCGGCGGCGCAUCAUCAAGCGGCCGCGGUGGCGGCGGCGAAUAUGUUCCAAAGUUCCUCGGUGGCCGCGGCUGCAGUGCGUCACAGCAUGGCCGCGGCACAGGCGCAGGCGCAGGCGCACCACCAUCACCACCACCACCACAGUGGACACCAUCACGGCGGCAGCUCGUCCGGACUGCAUGGGCUGGGCGGCUCGGUGGGCGGUACCGCCGGCAUGGGCAGCCUGAGCGGCAACAGCGGCGGCGCGGGCUCGCUGAGCGGGCACAGUGGCGCCGGUAGCAAUGCGGGCAGAAAUUGCCUGGACGUCAAGCCCGUGCGGACCAAGCCGCGGACCAGUGCUGAGGGACGCGAGUGUGUGAAUUGUGGCGCCACAUCGACGCCACUGUGGCGACGCGAUGGAACGGGACACUAUCUGUGCAACGCCUGUGGCCUGUACUACAAAAUGAACGGCCAGAACCGACCGCUGAUUAAGCCAAAGCGAAGACUGACCCUGCAAUCGCUGCAGAGUGCGGCCAAAAGGGCGGGCACAUCCUGCGCCAACUGCAAGACCACAACCACAACCCUUUGGCGACGCAAUGCCAGCGGCGAACCCGUGUGCAACGCCUGCGGAUUGUACUACAAGCUUCACAAUGUCAAUCGUCCACUCACCAUGAAAAAGGAGGGCAUUCAGACGCGUAAUCGCAAGCUGAGCUCCAAGUCCAAGAAGAAGAAGGGUCUCGGUGGUGGCUGCCUGCCAAUCGGUGGCCACUUGGGCAUGGGUGACUUCAAGCCGCUGGAUCCCUCGAAGGGAUUCGGCGGUGGCUUCUCCGCCUCCAUGGCACAACAUGGACACCUCUCAGGCGGACUGCAUCCGGCACAUGCGCACAUGCACGGCAGCUGGUACACCGGCGGCAUGGGCGCUUUGGGAGCCUCGAGCGGACUGCAGGGCGGCUUCUCCACCGCCGGCUCUCUCAGCGGAGCGGUGGUGCCCCACUCGCAGCCCUACCACUUGGGUCUCAGUUCGAUGGGCACCUGGCGCACUGACUACACGUGAUGGAGCGGGAACAACCUGAACAACAAUCUGUUCAGUUAGAGCCGCAAACUUGCCCCACGCCUGAAUCGAAUUCUUCGAGCAGCAAAUGGAGAUGGAGGUGGCCUGGAGACACAACCAAGCAAGACAACAAGAAGUAAACUGACAAAACACAAUGCCAAACUGAGGACUCCUUGGCCAGCAAUUGACAGUGGCACCGAGCCCUUGACAUCCCAGCAAAAUAAAUAAUAAUCCAAUGGAGUGUGGGUGGUGUGGCAAACUGGACGAACGCUGGCUAUUCCUAAUUGUAAACAUUGCGUGCAAUUUUUAAUUAUUUAAGCUUUGUCGCUGUUGUUGCUGCUGAUGUUGUUUGUUGUUUGGCGAGGCAAAAGCCAAAAGGCGAGAGCCGGCAGCAAUAACAAAAGCCCCAUUAAAAUUAAUUAAAGGGCUGCACAUUACUUUUAUUUUAUUUUUCCUUUAUGGCUUUUCUGUGAGUGUUUGUAUAGUGUUUCCUUAUGUUUCAUAUUUCGCUUAAUUAAUUUAAUUUCUCGCCGCAAAUUCAGCGUAUUUAAUUGUGCUUUAUGAACUGCCAUAAAAACAGAAUGAGUGAAUGCGAGGGGAAAUUUCAUAAAUAUUUAUUGUGUACAUAUAACAGAAAACGAGAAUCAAGCACACAGAGAACUAAAAUUAUUAUAUACAAUAAACAAUAAACAGUUACAAUGCACGUCCAAAAAUAAACAUUUUUGUAUAAAUUAAAAGAUAAAAGAAAAGAUCGUAGAUGUAAGUGAAGUUGCUUGUCCUAAUUCGCAAAAUGCAAUUGAAAAUUGCACAAAUACUUUAGAGCGUAUGCCUACUGUAAACUAGUAAAAUUCUUAGACUCUAAACAAAACAGACGUGAUAAACAAAAAGUAAAAUCUAUAUAUAAAUAUUAACAUAACAAAUUUCACUAGGGCGCGCCAGUAGCAAUUGUAAAAUAAAUUUAACAUUAAUAUUACAGUUAAGGAG